Phyllotreta striolata is the source of this 1474-nucleotide messenger RNA. The record is from the annotation of a GenBank genome assembly. NCBI's taxonomy places the organism in Eukaryota, Metazoa, Arthropoda, Insecta, Coleoptera, Chrysomelidae.
CCAGCGAGCCCUUUCGUCGCUCAUUCGCUCUCCAGCCGUCCCGAUCGCGCCGUCUCGACGCCCGAUUAAAGUGACGUCCCACCUGUCAUCUUUCAAAAUCCCUUCAUCGCGUUCCCUGUCAGGCUACAGAGGAUCGAAGGACGGUCGAUGACUACCUGUUGGAAGGGAAAACUGGCCACGGGAGAGCCGCCGGAGCUGGUGCUGUUUUUAUUAGCGUGGAGUUAGUGAUGCCUCGAGCUUUCCUGUUCACCCAUAGGAAGUACCAUAACCGUUACCAGGCGGUGGAGGAGGAGGAGGAUCGUAAAGGUUCGAGCCCGGAACGCGACGUCAGCCUACCGGAGCCAAUGAGCGGCCUACAAUCGUCCGAGAACAGUUCAGAAUGCCCGGAGGAACUGUACAAUCUAACCAAAUUGGCCGAGGUGGCCGUGGCCACCGGACAAAUUCGCCUCAAUUCGACCAAUUCCGGUCGAUCCGACGACGACGACCCGCCCUCGUUCAAUUACACCCACAAAUUGUUCGACAAAUCCUCCAGGAUUCCCCGACCGCAUUUAACAAAGACUGAAGAAGAUUCCGUCGAGCCUUCGCAGAUCUUCGAUCUCUCCUCCAAAGCGCAGCUGCAGCAGCAGCAGCAGCUUCAACAGCAACAACAGCAGCAGCAGCGCCAUUUGGGCGAUGCCCAAUCGGAGCACCAGCACGAGCACGAGUGCUCCGAGUGCGGCAAGCGCUACAGCACGUCGAGCAACCUGGCCAGGCAUCGGCAGACCCAUCGAUCGCCCGCCGACAAAAAGGCCCGCCGGUGUCCGCACUGCGACAAGAUCUACGUCAGCAUGCCGGCCUACUCGAUGCACGUGCGCACCCACAACCAGGGCUGCAAGUGCCAGUACUGCGGCAAGUGCUUCUCCAGACCUUGGUUGCUCCAAGGCCACAUCAGGACCCACACAGGCGAGAAACCGUUCAAAUGUACCAUAUGCAACAAAGCGUUCGCCGACAAAUCGAACCUGCGCGCCCACGUGCAGACCCAUUCGAAUACGAAGCCGCACGUGUGCGGCCGUUGCGGCAAAGCCUUCGCCUUGAAGUCCUAUCUCUACAAGCACGAGGAGUCGUCGUGCAUGCGCUCGAACCGGCAGGGCUCGCGCGAAACGACGCCCGACAAGGGCGUCGCCUCGCCGACGCCCGUCAUCGUGUCGUUGGCGCCCAGGCCGCAGGACUCCGUCAUCAGGACGCCCAUGAUCUACAGGUCGACGGUGAUAUCUCCGAAUCCCGAGCGGAUUUUGUACUCUACCAUCAAGCACCCGUCCGUUAUAUUGAACGCCAGCAGGUUGGCAGAAAGUAUGGGCUUGCAGGAGCAGCCUAUGGACUUUUCCGCUUCGUCCGGUAAGGGGAAAUCGUACAGGGGUAGCGAGAGAAGUUAUCUCGGUAUGGCCAUAGCGGUUUGAGAGUUGGAAUUCCACGGAUUUAUUUUAUUUUAUUUUUU